AUGCAUAUAUAUAAAGCUACAGUAUUGAUUUUUGCUGUUCAGACCAUUGCUACUGUCGUCGCAAGCAGUAUUGUCUUGCCAGAACCAAAACUUGUACUGAGUAAUGAUGACGACCACUAUAACGAAAAGCGCUGUGCAGACGUCGAUUGUUUAUACCGUAUCCGUAGCAAGGGCUCGCUUAACACCAAAGACUUCACAUUGUACUUGGAGAACAGUCAGGGUGUACCAAUUUCGAUAUUUCAUGAUCUUCCUCUUCAACCGAUGACAAGAAGCGAUCCUGAUAUCUUCAACAUGGUGGUCGAAAUCCCUCGUUGGAGCUUUGGGAAAUGGGAGACCAACAAAGAAACUGUCAUGAAUCCAAUCAAACAAGAUUGUGAAAAGAAUGGAACUCUUCGCUUUUUGCCCAACCUGUUUCCGAUACGAGGUUAUCCAGUAAACUAUGGAGCUUUCAUGCAAACCUUUGAAGAUCCACACUACAUAACACCUGAAACGGGUACUAAGGGUGAUAAUGAUCCUAUUGAUGUUGUCGAACUCAGUGAGACACCCGGCUACAUUGGCCAAGUCAAGCAAGUCAAAAUCCUGGGUGGAUUAUGCCUUAUUGAUCAGCAUGCCACCGAUUGGAAAGUGGUUACCAUCGAUAUUAAAGAUCCCAUGGCACAGAAUAUAGAUAAUAUGGAUGAUGUAGAGCAGUAUUACCCAGGUCUACAAGAUGUAAUCAGAAACUGGUAUAGAGAUUAUAAAGUUCCUUCCACGGGGCACCAAAACACAUUUGGUUUUGCUGACAGGUAUCUGGACAAGGAGUACAUGACAAGCGUCAUUUAUGAAACACAUGGCCUUUGGCGUGCACUGAUUAAUGGAAAAACAGACAGAAACGUUAUUCAAACUGCAACAUUAACGAACAAAAAUUCCCCGUACAAAGUGAAUGCGAAUAGCCCCGAAGUUCGGUCCGUGCCAAAGAACGAUCCUCAACCAUCGACGCCACCACCUGAAAAAUACCAACGAUGGUCUUUUGUACCAUCUUCGAAAGACCAAUCAUAG
This is a messenger RNA of Zychaea mexicana, 1038 nucleotides long. RefSeq names its product inorganic pyrophosphatase. Bases 1 to 1038 code for a protein of 345 amino acids. The record is from RefSeq and is a predicted model, not a curated record. Gene Ontology annotation, cellular component: cytoplasm. The transcript is spliced from 7 exons. Gene Ontology annotation, molecular function: inorganic diphosphate phosphatase activity; magnesium ion binding. Gene Ontology annotation, biological process: phosphate-containing compound metabolic process. Lineage: Eukaryota; Fungi; Mucoromycota; Mucoromycetes; Mucorales; Lichtheimiaceae.